GUAAAAGGGAAAGAGUUGUGUUGAGGAGAUGCGGAAUGCUCUGGUGGUUUUAUCAUCCACCACCUUCUCAACAUACGCCUUUUGGUACGCUUCCUGACAUUUAUGGACUAGUUGCUGGCAUCUCACAGUGCAUUUGCUCUAUAGUUCAGUAUGUUUACUGCCUUCGGCAUGCUGAUAGUCCUUUCAAAGCAUCCCUUUUGCCUGCCAUAUUUCUUAUGUGUUUAGGUGGUUCAAAACUAAGUAAGAACCAAAGGAACGCCAAUACCACUGAUAACAAGGACUCAUGGGAAAAUUCUUCAAGCACGGAAGAAACUUCGUUGCAUCCAAUCUCAAAGUAUUAUGCGCAAAAUAUACCAUUUCUUGAUGAUCAGGUGGUAGAGACCAAUUCGAACAAGUUCAGAAUCGGCAUGAACCUCUUCCAAAACGCCAAGGCGGUGCGCCUCCGCAGCCACCACGACAAGUACCUCCUAGCCGAGGAGGACGAAGUCUCCGUGACCCAAGACGGAAACGGGUCAUCCAAGAAGGCCCAAUGGACCGUCGAGUUCGUACCCGAAUCCGAUACCAUCAUCCGCCUAAAGAGCUGCUUCGGCAAGUACCUCACCGCUUCCAACCAGCCCUACCUGCUCGGCAUGAACGGUCGGAAAGUGCUCCAGACUCUGCCCCGGCUGCUCGACUCCUCGGUGGAGUGGGAGCCCAUCAGAGAAGGCACCCAGGUCCGGCUCCGGACCCGGUACGGCAACUUCCUCCAAGCCAAUGGGGGCCCGCCUCCGUGGCGCAACUCGGUGACCCACGACAUUCCUCACAGAACCGCCACUCAAGAUUGGGUUUUUUGGGAUGUGGAUAUCGUCGAGAUUCAUAUUCAGUCUCCGGUGCAUAAACCUUCGGCCCCACAGCCUCUUCCCCAUUCCGAUUCCCUGGAAUUCGAUUCCAGCUCCCCCUCUGCUGCUGCGAUCAAAGCUGACCGUUUUUCCAGACAAGAGGUGUAA
Prunus armeniaca (apricot) is the source of this 986-nucleotide messenger RNA. NCBI's taxonomy places the organism in Eukaryota, Viridiplantae, Streptophyta, Magnoliopsida, Rosales, Rosaceae. The record is from the annotation of a GenBank genome assembly.